Capsicum annuum is the source of this 549-nucleotide messenger RNA. RefSeq names its product secreted RxLR effector protein 161-like. The coding region runs from base 1 to 549 and encodes 182 amino acids. The transcript has a single exon. Lineage: Eukaryota; Viridiplantae; Streptophyta; Magnoliopsida; Solanales; Solanaceae. The record is from RefSeq and is a predicted model, not a curated record.
AUGUACCUCGCUAAUGCAACAAGACCGAAUAUAGGAUUUUCUGUUAAUUUAUUAUUGAGGUAUAGUUCUUCUCAGAUGCGAAGACACUGGAACAGAGUUAAGCAUAUAUUGAGUCACCUAAAAGGGACUAUUGAUAUGAGUUUGUUUUAUACUAACAAAGCUAGUCCAGAUCGUGUUGGUCAUGCAGAUGCUGGUUAUUUAUCUGACCCACAUAAAACACGAUCUCAAACAGGUUGUGUGUUUACAUACGGAGGUACUGCAAUAUCAUGGCAAUCAACAAAACAGUUUAUUGUUGCUAUUUCUUCAAAUCAUGCUGAGAUAAUUGCUAUCCAUGAAGCAAGUAGAGAAUGUGUAUGGCUGAGAUCAGUGAUACAUUCCAUUAAAGAGAGAUGUGGCCUAAAGCUCGAUAUCAAGGUACCCACAGUCAUAUUUGAAGACAAUGCAACAUGCAUAGCUAAAUUAAAAGGAGGCUUUAUAAAGGGAGAUAGAACGAAUCACAUUUCGCAAAAGUAUUCUUCACGCACGAUCUCCAGAAGAAUGGUGAUAUAG